Caenorhabditis auriculariae is the source of this 823-nucleotide messenger RNA. The record is from the annotation of a GenBank genome assembly. Lineage: Eukaryota; Metazoa; Nematoda; Chromadorea; Rhabditida; Rhabditidae.
AUGGCGGACAAAAAGGGGACCGAAGCAAACACCUCCACUGGAGUUGCGAUCGUCGACGCCGGCCCCAGCGAAAUCGCCAACAAGUGCAGGAGACUGAGUAGGAACCAUUAUUCUUGAAGUCUCAGACCCGGCGAGCCUGCGUUCAAGCUGGCGCUCUCCACCAAGCAGAUCGUCUUCCCAUGCCCAAUCGAACGGAAGCCAGUCUCCGUUGCAAUUAAGAUCUACAACGGUAGCAACGACCCGCAAACAUUCAAGGUUGGUUCUUUGUCGCUAUAAAUAUGAGAGACUUAACCAGAGUAAAACUUCGAAAAAAAAAAAUGAAAAAGAACUGGAAGGUCCUGAUGCAUAGGAAGUCAAAAUGCUUGACACUUUUUUCGGCUAACAGAGAUGGAGCAAACGGAAAAAACUUUUUGCGUCGUUCACUUGUACAGAAAAUGACGGAUUUCAGGUUAAAUGCACGUCAGCCGAAGUUUUCCGCGUUCAGCCGCCUCUCGGGGUCAUCAAGCCCAACUCGACACAGGAAAUCGUCCUGUGGUUCCAGGUUCUUCCCUAUUAGUAGUUUUUACGAGAAGAAGCAACGAAAUUCAGAAUAAAAUGAGAUUAGAAGCUCCAAAGCACUAUUUUGCGUUCUAUCACAUGAAGGCGGACAACCGUACUCCGAAAGAAAUGUGGGCCAACGCAAAGGCUGAGGGUAUCCAAAGAAGUUCACGCCAGAAGAAGUCAGAAGAAUUUUGCAGGCGUUCGACGUGUGCCGGCCAUCUUCGAGGGUCCUGGAGCCGCUCCAGUUGCUCCGUCGACCAUUUCUGCUCUCAAAAAACAAUAA